Molecule: messenger RNA, 285 nt
Organism: Hydatigera taeniaeformis
Lineage: Eukaryota; Metazoa; Platyhelminthes; Cestoda; Cyclophyllidea; Taeniidae
Source: the annotation of a GenBank genome assembly
AUGGACGUUGAACAAGUCGCUGCAAUAGUCGGGGACAAAGUGGCGCUUCUCGUCGACUCCGAUGAGAGCGCAAUAGAGCACGCUGAGGUGACUUUUGCCGAAAGAAAUACACAGCUGACACUAGAAAUCGACGCUCUGAAGGAGAAAUUGACCACCCUGGAAAUUGUAGCUGGCUGCCUUCAAUACCUAGCCCCCGCACCUGGAAACCCCCUCGACGGCUUUGCAGAUGCCAUUUGUGGACCUGGUGCGUCUUUCCUAUUCUAUUUUGUAGUAAUGCUUCUGUGA